AUGGCUGAACCCACCACCCUCAACGCCGACUCCAAACGCGAGGUUGAACCUUCCACCGAAAAUGUGAAAAGCGUAAAUGGCUCGGUCCAGCCCAACGUCGCCGAAGUAGCGGUCAAAGAUUCAGGAACUACUACCGUCCCCACAUCCGAGAUCGCCCCCACUGGCAAUGGCAAGACUAGUGCCGAUUGCAAGCGGCACCCACACUCAGACAAGAAGGCAGACGGGGCCAGAAAGAAGAAGAAACGAACAAAGAAGAAGGUUGACAGUGAUGACACUUCAUCUGGCUCGGAUUUCUCUACAGACUCCUCAAGUGAUUCUGACUCGGAAAAUACCGACUGGGAGGAAAUCGCUAGUGAGUCAGGUACAGAACGACGGAAGCGACAUCGGCUCCGGGGGAAGGCUCGCGCUAAGCGGGCGCUGAAGGAUAAGAAGAAGAAGAAGAAGAAGAAGAAGGGGAAGCGACGAGUAGGAAAGAAGGGAACUGCUAAUGUUAGCGAUUCGGAUGAAUCUUCUGAUUCGGAUGAGGAUUCUGAUUCGGAUGAGGAUUCUGAGUCCACUUAUGAUUCGGACUCAUCGCUUGAUGAGAAGUUAUUGCGAAAAUUGGUGGCUAAGCUUACGCUGAAGAAACGUCAUAAGCGAUCGCGUGAUCAUGCGAGUGAUGAUCUGGGAUCGAGUGAUCCUCUCUCUGAUGCUCUGCGACAAAAGCGAACGAAGAAGAAGAAGCCAGCUUCGAAGGUGGCAUUCAAGCGGGUUGAUCAAUUAUGGGACAGUACUAUCCACAAGUACAAGUUGACCGAAACAGUGGAAGAUCAUGACGCCGACGAGUGGGACCAGUACAUCUUCACAGUCCGUCGCAGGUUCAACUGGGAAAAUAAAUAUCUGGAGACAGUAGUCGACAUCAAAAGCAAACCCCUUCGUGAAUCACUUGCGAAAGUCAUGGACGGCGUGAAGGGAGUCAGCCUUGUUCAAGAGACCGCGGUAGUCGACCCAAACAUGUUGUUCCUGUAUCUAGAAGAGACAAGACAGUACAUGAAGGACAUGAAGCGUCAAUCACGUAACGAUAAGAAACGGAAGACUCGCAAGGCAGCCGCUGCCAAAGCAGCUCACUUGAAGGUGCUGAUCAAGUAUCUGGAUGCAGACUAUGCGGAUACCAAGAAGACACUUUACCCACUUCUUGAGGCUAAUACGAUUACUUUCGAUUUGCUUUGGGCGUUAUACAAACCCAAUACGAUUGCUUACACGCCUACUUAUGGAAAUACCGAUGAGCCUCGUGCUUUCAAGAUUGAGUACGCUGUCAAGGAAUCUUCAUUCAUGAAGGGUCAAUGGUACGAUGUUGAAGGUCGGUACUUGGAGUACGACGGGAAAGACUUCGGGUUCGGUAACAUGUCCGCGGAAGUUGAAUCUUUCAAAGGUGCACGCAAGAUCACUAGUCUGACCUGUUACCCAUUGCAAUAUCACAGUGAUCCAGAGGGACUACGGACCCGUCUUGUGGAACGUGGUAAGCGGUUUAUCGCCCUGCGUGGAAUGAACUAUCGCUUCCACAAGGGUAUGGCGUUCUAUAAGAAAAAGCGUCAAGUAGGCAAAGUGAAUAUCGAAAGCCGAGUAAUGAUUGACCCAGCUAUUCAUCGCCGCAUCAAUCCCAAUUACCCCAUCAGUACUGUCCGGCCCAAAGAUCCCGAUCUUUUUGAUCUGUCUGAUGGAGGGACCAGCGACGGGGGAGACGGAGAUAGUGAUUGCGGCUGCUGCUGUGGUGCAUCAGACUCCGACUCUGAUAAUGGUGGUCAGUCCGAUACUCCACGGACCCUGUACAAGGUUAUCGAGGGUGAUGAUGGCACUCCGCGCGUGGUGAAGGUUGAAGUGGACGAGAAUGGAUUCGAGAUCCAAAAGGAGAACAUGGAUCCCAUUGAAGGUGCAGGAGCUACUCUUGGCCGUGAAUUCACAGAAGAAGAACUCCUCGUCGCAAGUCCUGUCGUGCUGGGUUUUGCCUUUGCAGAGAAGAUGUGGCUUGAAUUUACUAUCUCGGGUAUCAGCGACAUCGAAUGGGAUAAGGAUGCUUUCGACUCCCUCGUGCUUCCCGCAAAUCAAAAGUCCAUCGUCAAGGCCCUCGUCGAAUCUCACACUUUCCAUGCAGCUGAGAAUAUCGACGACGUGAUCCAAGGCAAGGGCAAGGGUCUUGUUGCUGUUCUCCACGGUCCACCAGGAACAGGAAAGACGCUCACAGCGGAGGGUAUCGCUGAGCUCCUCCACCGGCCACUUUAUAUGGUCAGUGCUGGAGAGCUAGGUACCGACUCUCGUUCUCUGGAGGGAGAAUUGAACAAGAUCCUCGAUAUCGCGCACUCCUGGGGCGCUGUGCUCCUCCUCGACGAAGCAGAUAUCUUCCUUGAGAAGCGAACUAUUCACGACAUCCACCGCAACGCCCUGGUUAGUAUCUUCCUCCGUCUCCUCGAGUACUUCCAGGGUAUUCUCUUCCUUACCACCAACCGUGUUGAAACUUUUGACGAUGCCUUCCAAUCUCGUAUCCACGUUGCGCUCCGCUACGGUGACCUAGCCUCCAACGCAAAGCGAAGCAUCUGGAAGAUGUUCCUUGAACGUGUGAAGGCAAUCGAAGGCGUACAAACGGCCAAAUUUACCGAAGAUGAUUAUGACACACUGGCACGACACACUUUGAACGGACGACAGAUCAAAAAUUCAGUUCGGACAGCUCAGGCAUUGGCCGUUAAUGAAAAGACUCCCUUGUCUAUGGAUCAUAUUAAGAGAGUUCUUGAUGUUGCGGAGACUUUUGAUCAGGAUCUACGUGGGGGUACUGGUUAUUUGGAUGCUAUGCGAAGUUACACAUAG
Molecule: messenger RNA, 2838 nt
Organism: Penicillium angulare
Lineage: Eukaryota; Fungi; Ascomycota; Eurotiomycetes; Eurotiales; Aspergillaceae
Product: ATP-binding protein
Exons: 3
Coding region: 1-2838 (945 amino acids)
Molecular function (GO): ATP hydrolysis activity; ATP binding
Source: RefSeq, a predicted model, not a curated record